This is a messenger RNA of Beauveria bassiana ARSEF 2860, 3057 nucleotides long. Its product is annotated as transport protein sec24. Gene Ontology annotation, molecular function: zinc ion binding; SNARE binding. The record is from RefSeq and is a predicted model, not a curated record. Gene Ontology annotation, biological process: COPII-coated vesicle cargo loading; intracellular protein transport; endoplasmic reticulum to Golgi vesicle-mediated transport. NCBI's taxonomy places the organism in Eukaryota, Fungi, Ascomycota, Sordariomycetes, Hypocreales, Cordycipitaceae. The transcript is spliced from 3 exons. Gene Ontology annotation, cellular component: endoplasmic reticulum exit site; COPII vesicle coat. The coding region runs from base 1 to 3057 and encodes 1018 amino acids.
AUGGCUGAUUACAACCAGUUCCACGCCCUGGGUCACGGCGAGCAGUACGAUCCCAACGAUCCGAAUAAAACGACCGCCCCGGCUGCCCAGCAAUUUAUGCCUCCCGUGGCCCCGAACCCCUACCAGCAACAACAGCAAUAUGGUGCUCCUCCGUAUCACGGAGGGCAGGCACCUCCCAUGAGCGGUCUUCCGUCUCCAGGUUUCCAAGGCGGUGCUCCCCCGCCCCAGCAAGACGCAUUGGCUGCCCAAAUGGGCGGUAUGAGCCUCGGCGGUGAUGUCCAAGGUACUGUGCGCAGGAAGAAGAAGGAUCGCCACGCCUACCACACUGUCGAGCCAACAGGCUCAUCGCAAGCCUUCAAUGGCAUGCCAACCGCCGGUGUGGGUGCCAGCCAAUUUCUCAACAACUCCGGGAGCCCCUCUAUUCCUGCCUUUGGCAACCAGUUUGACAGCCAAGGCGCGCCUCACACACAAUACGGCGCCCCAGCUGCGUCACCUCUUGGCGGUCCUAUCAAUCCUAUUACAGGAAGCACUUCUGGAGAUGCUGCCGCUUCUGUCCCGGCCUCUGGCCAGGGCAAAGUUUCCGCCGACGACCUUCCUAGUGUACCCGCUGCUCGUGAUGCUAUUCAGCAGUACUUUCUCAACAACAUCUAUCCAACCUUUGAGAAGCACGUUCCGCCGCCUGCUUCGGUUUCAUUCGUUGCCCACGACCAAGGCAACUCCUCGCCCAAAUAUGCUCGAUUGACAAUGAACAAUGUGCCCGCUACCCCCGACGGCCUGCAAGCCACUGGCAUCCCCCUCGGUCUACUCCUACAACCUCUCGCUCCUCUUCAAGCUGGCGAGGCCGAGAUUCCUGUCCUGGAUUUUGGAGAGGCAGGACCUCCCCGUUGUCGCAGAUGCCGGGCCUACAUCAACCCAUUGAUGAUGUUCCGAUCCGGAGGCAACAAAUUCGUCUGCAAUCUCUGCACAUAUCCAAAUGACACUCCUCCCGAAUACUUCUGCGCCACUAGUCCGCAAGGCGUGCGUGUUGACCGUGAUCAGCGGCCCGAGCUUCACCGCGGAACAGUCGAAUUCGUGGUCCCAAAGGAAUACUGGACCAGACCGCCCGUUGGUCUGCGCUUCCUCUUUCUCAUCGACGUCACACAAGAGUCUUUCAACAAGGGCUUCCUAGAAAGCUUCUGUGACGGAAUACAGGCUGCCCUUUACGGUGGUGAGAUUGGCGAAGACGGUGAGCCCAAGAGACGGAUACCCGAAGGAGCCAAGGUCGGCUUCGUCACCUACGAUCAAGACAUUCACUUUUACAACAUCAACCCUGGUCUCGAUCAAGCGCAUAUGCUGAUUAUGCCCGACCUCGAGGAUCCCUUCCUUCCGCUUGGUGAAGGCCUGUUCGUUGACCCCUAUGAGUGCAAGUCAACCAUCACCUCGCUUCUCAAUCGCCUACCCGAAAUGUUUUCAACUGUCAAAAAUCCAGAGCCCGCUAUGCUCGCAGCCCUCAGCUCCGGUUUGGCCGCUCUGGAAGCCACAGGUGGCAAGGUCAUAUGCUCGUGUGCUGCCUUGCCUACUUGGGGACCCGGCAGACUGUUUUUGCGCGAUGAUGGAAGUCAUCCUGGUGGUGAGUCCGACAAGAAGCUCUAUACUACCGAGCAUCCCGGCUGGAAGAAGGUAUCCGAGAAGAUGGCUGCCAGCGGCGUUGGUGUCGAUUUCUUCCUGGCCGCUCCUUCCGGCGGAUACCUUGACAUUGGGACGAUAGGACAUGUCGCUGCUACCACCGGUGGUGAAACGUUUUACUACCCCAACUUUAUCGCGCCUCGCGAUAGCCCUAGGCUGUCCACGGAAAUUGCACACGCCGUUACGCGCGAGACUGGUUUCCAGGCGCUGAUGAAAGUUCGAUGCUCCAAUGGUCUGCAGAUUGCGGCCUACCACGGCAACUUUGUGCAGCACACCUUUGGUGCCGAUCUCGAGAUUGGUGUCAUUGAUGCAGACAAGGCGUUGGGCGUGUCUUUCUCCUACGAUGGCAAGCUCGACGCCAAGCUCGACGCUCAUUUCCAGUCGGCUCUCCUGUACACAACCGCUUCUGGACAGCGCAGAGUGCGAUGCUCAAACAUCAUUGCUAGUGUCAGUGACACAUCCAAGGAGGCUGGUGUGCGCGAACAAGGCAUUCGCGCGUGCAUGAAAUUUGUCGAUCAAGAUGCUGUCAUUGCUUUACUUGCCAAAGAAGCUAGCACCAAACUCUCUACGACCUCGAGCAGCCUCAAGGAUACCCGCAACUGGUUGACAGAGCGAACCAUUGACAUCAUGUCCUGCUACCGCAAACAUUCUGCGCAACAACACCCGCCCGGACAGCUAGUCAUGCCCGAACGACUUAAAGAAUUCUGCAUGUAUAUGCUCGGUUUGCUCAAGUGCAGAGCCUACAAGGGCGGUAUCGAGAACACCGACCGAAGAGUCUACGAGAUGCGCCUAGUCCGAUCUAUGGGUGCUCUUGAACUCAGUCUGUACUUAUACCCGCGCAUGAUUCCCCUGCACAACCUGAAUCCUGAAGAUGGCUUUGCCGAUGCCGAGACUGGUCACCUCAAGAUGCCGCCAUGCGUUCGCGCUUCAUUUUCUCGCGUUGAACCGGGCGGCGUCUACCUGGUUGACAAUGGACAGCAGUGCCUGAUUUGGUUCCACGCUCAGACGUCGCCAAACCUUAUCAGCGAUUUGUUCGGUGAGGGCAAAGACACCCUGAAGAGUUUGGACGCCUAUACGUCAUCUCUUCCCGUCCUGGACACACAUCUGAAUGCGCAGGCACGUAACAUUAUCGAGUUUCUCAAAACGCAGCGCGGCUCUAAAGGCAUGAACAUCCAACUUGCUAGACAAGGUAUCGACGGAGCCGAGUUUGAGUUUGCCCGCCUCCUCGUUGAGGAUCGCAACAAUGAGGCUCAGAGCUACGUGGACUGGCUUGUGCAUGUUCAUAAGGGGGUCCAGCUUGAGUUGAGCGGUCAAAGAAAACGUGAAACUGAGGCCGACAACGCGGCCAACAGCUUGACCAAUUUCGCUGGUCUUCGGCCAUCAUACUGGUAA